CAAGUUCCGGUUCACCAACAGGUUUAUCGUUCUGCAUUCCGGCGUUCAACAGCGGAGGAGUUUUCGGUUCACCGAUAUGCACCCUGUCCGACCGUAGCAACACAGGAGGAGUCGCGGUCUUUUGACUGCUUUUCCGACUCCGAUUAGGCGAAUGACGCCGGCGAUGCCCCCGUUUCUUGAUCGUGGACGGAGGGUGAGCGGUACCGGUUGAAGACGGACAGGAAAAGUCGUUCGCUUGGUUGUCCCGCCAUUGAAGAAGGGCUUCGGCGAGCUGAGGUUUGGUUCCUGUGGGUUCAAGGUCCCGACUUUCACAUAGCCUGACGAGAUCGUCUCGACGAAGGCGGACAAGAGUCUUCGCCGUGGCAAUGGUCAAGUCAACUGGAAGAAGUCAAUGCUCGCGUCGUCCACAAUCGAUUCUUCCUCUACCUCUUCGGCAUCAUCAAUUUCACCUUCCUCGUCACCUUCUUCAUCACCUUCUUCAUCCUCGCCGUCCUCUCCGGCGUUGGCAUCCUCAUCCUCUUCGAUGCCUUCCUCCUCUUCAACCAUAUCAACAUCCUCUUCGCCCACGAUUUUGCCAUUGCGAAGUUUACGAGGUUCGACGGCAAUCGUCGCCUCAUCGUCUUCUUCAUUCUCCUCCUCUUCCUCUUCUUCUUCUGCGCCGUUCUCGCCAUCGCCUUCUUCGUCGAUUUCUUCCUCGUCGUCACCAUCACUGGGAUCUUCUUCCACUUUCCGACGGGAGCGUAGUCGUCGUCGCAUGGGAGUGCGUCGGUUAGUAGACUGUACAGGCGACACUGAGGCAGAAGCUGUAGAAAUGAGCUCAUCAACCUCGUCUUCGUCUGCCCCGUCAUCAACGCAUUCGACCUCAUCUUCGUCUUCGACCUCAUCAUCUUCUUGCUCCGUGGUAGAAUCUUCCUUCAAGCUCUUCAUCUUCUUCUUUGCAUUACGCAUUGGAGUAACUCGACGAGCAUCAAGGGUGUCCAAAGUGGCCCCACUUCCGCUCCCGCCAUCUGAAGGGUUUUCACUGACCUGGACACUUGAACGGGUUCAUCGAAGCCGACAUGUUUUGAUUUACCUUUUCGGUGUGUAAAAGAAAAGGCAGCCAGGGCAACGGUCGGUGUAGUUCCAGAACCGCAAAGAUCGAUAGGUGUAGGAAGGGAUGAUGGAUCUGGAAAGCGCGAGAUGGAGGGUAUUGAAGGUAAUGAGGGUACGGAGGGCUUGCGGGAGCGUAAAUGGUGUGCGGGAGGUGAAGAGAUUGAAAUACCGUCUCGAGCGGAGGUUGAUGAUACAGGUGAGGACCUUGACGAGUGUCGCCUAUAGGGGAUAUCGAUAAGCAUUUGA
Messenger RNA from Lentinula edodes (shiitake mushroom), 1338 nucleotides. RefSeq lists its product as uncharacterized. The transcript is spliced from 3 exons. The record is from RefSeq and is a predicted model, not a curated record. The coding region runs from base 392 to 1087 and encodes 231 amino acids. NCBI's taxonomy places the organism in Eukaryota, Fungi, Basidiomycota, Agaricomycetes, Agaricales, Omphalotaceae.